Molecule: messenger RNA, 1101 nt
Organism: Aspergillus pseudonomiae
Lineage: Eukaryota; Fungi; Ascomycota; Eurotiomycetes; Eurotiales; Aspergillaceae
Product: thioredoxin-like protein
Exons: 2
Coding region: 1-1101 (366 amino acids)
Biological process (GO): protein folding
Cellular component (GO): endoplasmic reticulum
Molecular function (GO): protein disulfide isomerase activity
Source: RefSeq, a predicted model, not a curated record
AUGGCUCGUCUGAGCUACCUGCUCGUGAGCUGCCUCAGCGUCGUGAGCGCUGCUUCCGCAGUCGUCGACCUGGUCCCCAAGAACUUCGACAAUGUCGUCCUCAAGUCCGGCAAGCCCGCCCUCGUUGAAUUUUUCGCCCCCUGGUGCGGUCACUGCAAGAACCUCGCGCCUGUGUAUGAGGAGCUCGGUCAAGUUUUCGCCCACGCCGAAGACAAAGUUACCAUUGGCAAGGUCGAUGCUGACGAGCACCGCGAUCUCGGCAAGAAGUUCGGUAUCCAGGGAUUCCCGACUCUCAAAUGGUUCGAUGGCAAGAGUGACAAGCCCGUGGACUACAAUGGCGGUCGGGAUUUGGAGAGCUUGUCUAACUUCGUAGCGGAGAAGACGGGCGUCAAGCCUCGUGGCCCGAAGAAGGAGCCCAGCGAGGUCGAGAUGCUGACCGAUUCCUCCUUCAAGACUACUAUUGGAAGUGACAAGGAUGUUCUGGUUGCUUUCACCGCCCCUUGGUGUGGACACUGCAAGAACCUCGCCCCUACCUGGGAGUCCCUCGCUAAGGACUUCGCCCUCGAGCCCAACGUUGUGAUCGCCAAGGUCGAUGCUGAGGCUGAGAACGCCAAAGCCACCGCCCGGGAGCAGGGUGUCACCGGCUACCCGACCAUCAAGUUCUUCCCCAAGGGCUCUAAGGAGGCUAUUGCCUACUCUGGCGCCCGCUCGGAAGAGGCUUUCGUUGAGUUCGUGAACGAAAAGGCCGGCACUCACCGCGCCGUCGGAGGCGGGCUUGAUGACAAGGCUGGCACCAUUGCCUCCCUCGACGAGCUGGUCGCCAAGUACACCUCCUCCCAGAACGUCGAGGAGCUCCUCGGUGAAGUGAAGAAGGCUGCCAAGGGCCUGCAGGACAAGUACGCUCAGUACUAUGUCAAGGUUGCCGAGAAGCUCAGCCAGAACAAGGAGUAUGCCGGCAAGGAGUUGGCUCGUCUGAAGAAGAUCAUCGCCAAGGGUGGUUCAGCGCCGGAGAAGAUCGACGACCUCAUCUCUCGUAGCAAUGUUCUGCGCCAGUUCCUGAGCCAGGAGAAGAGCGACAUGGACAUGAAGGACGAGCUGUAG